Messenger RNA from Ornithodoros turicata, 1594 nucleotides. Its product is annotated as TNF receptor-associated factor 6-like. The record is from RefSeq and is a predicted model, not a curated record. NCBI's taxonomy places the organism in Eukaryota, Metazoa, Arthropoda, Arachnida, Ixodida, Argasidae. Gene Ontology annotation, biological process: protein K63-linked ubiquitination; lipopolysaccharide-mediated signaling pathway; tumor necrosis factor-mediated signaling pathway. Gene Ontology annotation, molecular function: ubiquitin protein ligase activity; tumor necrosis factor receptor superfamily binding. The transcript has a single exon. Bases 110 to 1477 code for a protein of 455 amino acids.
CAUCAUAAUCAUCAUCAACAGCGGCCAUCCAUCGCCAUCACCAACUCGCGCGCUAACGGCGCUACGCCGGCUCGCGACCACCGCAAAAUUACCAGCAGCUUCCUGUAAAAUGUCGUCGACACACUCCCAAAUUCAGCAACAUCCCUUCGCCGGUAACGACACCAACAUGCAAGCGCAGCAGUCUCUCCAGAAAAGGUACAUAAUCGGAUUCGAGCACGUAGGCUUAACCGACUGGACCGAGGUUGAGUUCGCCAGCCCCAUACCUCGGUUCACGUCGUGCCUCGUAUGCGGGUCUAUAGCCUCCGAAAUGCUUUGGGGCAGAUGCUGGCACGUCUUCUGCCACCUUUGCGCCAGUAUCACUUCGCAGGACGGUGUCCUCAAUUGUCCUCUCGACGGUGUACAGACUCGUGAGGACGCCUUGCACAGGGACAAUGUCGCCACGGAAGUUCUGCUGGCGUUCCGCGUGUACUGUCCAAACAGGACGCAAGGAUGUGAUUACAUUGGGCCCAUGGAGAAGUUAAAGGACCACACGCGCAUCUGUGGCUUUUACAACAUCCAGUGUCAGAUGUGUGGCUAUUAUUUGAAGCGGUUCCAGCUGAGGGAACACGCGGCACGGAUAUGUCCCGUACCAGAAGGUACCGAGAGUUUGCGUCAAGUGCAGAAGAAUGUCGCGAAGCAAGGACAUCAACUUUAUCCCGAAGUACCCAGGGAAAGUCGCAGUGACCAACAGGCAGACGACAUGACGCCAUCAGCGCCUGCGUCUAGGAUGGCAGUCAUUUUCAACGGAAACAGCAAAACGUACGACAUCUUGAACAUGGUGAAUACCAUGAAAGACAUGUGCCGAGAGUAUGAGGACCUGAAGAACUCGUUGAACAUCAUGCGAGAAGACGUCUUUGCAAGCGUUACUCAGCUCAAAUUGGACGUGGACGGUAUUCAAGGCAAGAUUAAAUCUGAGAAUGAAGGAUGGAAGGACGCGCUGCUAGCCGAUAUGAAGGUGUUAAAGGACAUGUUACCGAACAGGGUUUACGAGUGGCGCGUCUGGCCCUACUCAAAGCUGAAGAAAAACGUACUCAGCAAGAAGGGACUUAUAAAAAGCGAAGCAUUCUACAUCGGUCAUCAAGGAUAUCACAUGGCGGUCUCUGGAAGUCUCGGCCCUGACCCUUCCAGUGGGGCCCCCUCUUUCCUCGCGUAUAUCCAUAUUCGGAAGGGAAUCUUUGACCCUAUGUUGGAGUGGCCCUACAAGAAAUUGACGACGCUCAAGUUAGUGAACAACAACGAGAACGGUACGGACAAAAUUGUCACCGUGGACCCGAAAGCCGUUUGUGCUGAUGAGCUAGACAGCUUUGAACGCCCUCGAAGUGACAUGAACGUUGGCUACGGUUUUUCUCUGGUGACCAUGAAUGAACUGGAACGUUUGGAUAAAGGCUACCUCAGGGAUGAUGCGUUCACGGUUAAGAUCAGUGUGGAGUUACCGUGACACGAACCGAAAUCGUCGGCGGGGCGCUGGUCUCUGGGAAAUUGGAAGAGCCUUCGUAAAAUGGGCGGGAAAAUUGGUGGAAGCGACACCGGGAAUAAAAAUGUUGAGGGUCCCGUA